Molecule: messenger RNA, 3222 nt
Organism: Haliotis rubra (blacklip abalone)
Lineage: Eukaryota; Metazoa; Mollusca; Gastropoda; Lepetellida; Haliotidae
Product: V-type proton ATPase 21 kDa proteolipid subunit-like
Exons: 7
Coding region: 74-739 (221 amino acids)
Biological process (GO): proton transmembrane transport
Cellular component (GO): proton-transporting V-type ATPase, V0 domain
Molecular function (GO): proton-transporting ATPase activity, rotational mechanism
Source: RefSeq, a predicted model, not a curated record
AUUUCGCGUAUGUUACCGUGAGCUGAUCAUAUGAGACCGUUAUUGAAUGACAGAAAAAUAAUUGUCUGAAAAGAUGGAAACAGCCGUUAAAGCACCCCCGAAAGCCAUGGGUUUCUCGGCUAAGGUUGUGUACCACAGUCUUAUAUGGAUACUGAUAGCCAUUUUGAUAAUUAUAGGCCUAUACUACAAUUUGACUGGCAAGGGGCAGAGGUUUGACAUUGGAUGGUUCCUCCAGUCCACAUCUCCCUACAUGUGGGCCCUCAUUGGGACAGGAUUCGCCAUUUCCCUCUCUGUAGUGGGAGCUGCAUGGGGCAUCUACACAACUGGAGCUAGCAUUGCUGGUGGUGGCGUGAAGGCACCUAGAAUCAAGACCAAGAACCUCAUCAGUAUUAUUUUCUGUGAGGCUGUCGCCAUCUACGGAAUCAUCAUGGCCAUUGUCAUCAGCACAAACUUGGUGUAUUUUGACAUCACCAAGUUUGAAAGCACAGAGAAACUCUACCAAAAUUAUGCAGCAGGCUAUAUGAUGUUCGGUGCUGGUCUGACGGUGGGAAUCACCAACUUGGCAUGUGGUGUGUGUGUUGGCAUUGUCGGAUCCGGUGCUGCUCUUGCAGAUGCUGCCAACCCGACUCUCUUUGUCAAAAUUCUUAUCAUCGAAAUUUUUGGCAGUGCUAUUGGAUUGUUUGGAUUGAUUGUAGCAAUUUUACAGACCUCCAAAGCCACCAUGUACCCCAACAAAUAACGAGAUGAGGUCAUGCUGCUUGAAGCCAUUCCAGACAGAACAAAUGUACAGCUCAACUGAAACAGAUCAGAAAACAUCAAAGUUUACUGUCAAGGAACUGUGAACUUUCUCACAAUUCCAAAUAGACUGCUUGUAGUACAUUGAAUAACAUAGACACAUGCUCAGCAUACAUUGUACAUUACAUAUCGUGAAAUAGCCAAGAUUAUCUAUUGGUGGGCUGCUUUUUAACUAAGUAUCAAAACAUGUAACCACGAUGAAACCUGGUUGGUUUGGUAAUGCAGCUUUCAUCAGUUCUGUCCAGAUAGUAUUAGUACAACUAAUUAUAUUAAAGUUUGGUGUCCAGAUGAGCUGAGCACUAUGUUAAAGUAUGGGAGUAACGAUGUAUAAUAUAUGAAGCCAGCAGCCAAGCGUACUAUGGGUACGUGAUGUUACUAAGGAAUGUCUAGCUGUGUUAUUUCAGCCUGAUAAAUAAUAUAUCACAUGACAAAAUGAAAAUCAUAAUUCUAUUUGAACUUGUAUGGUGCACUGAUCCUUGGGCAUAUUUGUUAUUUAUUAUCAGUGAUUAUAUAGAGCUGUAUGGAUAUUUAUUCCACCUGAUGUUAUCUACAACAUUGUCAAUAAGGUUAUAAAGUAAACCAUUUUUUCAGGCUUUGUAUAUUCUGUCCCAGGAUACUGUACCAUGUAUACAUCGAUGUUGUCAGCUGUUUGACAACCAGGUGUUAUGAUCUGUGAGUAGUGUAUAUGAUCUUUGAUGAUAAGUCUUCUGUAGGUGUAUAUACUGGACAUUGUGUGUAUAGUUCAUAUCUUUGUUUAUCAUAGUUACAACAUGUACAACAAAUGUACACAUUCAUCAUCUUGACUAGUCAUUGUCAGAUGAAAUCUAAGGAAGGACAUUUCUUCACAGACCAGAUUUCUGUUGUUUUACAGAUUAGCUUUUUUGGGGGAACUUUCUAAAUGUUUUCAUCAAUCACAGAACAAUCAGAAAAAAUUAUUUUGAGGAACAUAUGUAAUUCUAUAUGAACAUUCAGUUUAGUAUUUGGAAUUCUAAUUUUGAUAAGUUUUGUUAGUUCCCUGUGAUUGACCACAUAUAAAUAGCUCCUAAUACUGAAGGUUGCUACAGAAAUUGAGUUAUGGAAUUCUGUGAAACAAGAGAAACAGGUCUUAGCGUAACAGCGAAAUCAAAAUGUGAGUUUAUCAUUGGUAUUUGACUUGAUUGGAUGUUCUGAUCUGGUGAAGAAUGAUUAUUUUUCAGUUUGCUCAUCAUGUGUAUUGGAUUAAAUUGUAGAUUUUAUCUUCUGUGUUGUCAGUUAGGCCCUGUAUGUGGAAUUCCAUGUUUUGAAGAGAAUGUCUUUGUUCCCACAUUCCAGUGUGAUGUAGUUCCUUGUUCUACCGAGGGUGAUGCUGCAACCAUUAGAAGCUAAAUCUAUUUAAGGCUGUGACACUUCCUCUACACAUCCUGAGUAAUGGUAUGCACAACAUGGAUUCCAAUAUGAACAUUAUGGAUGUCCUAUUUGACUUGGUGGGGAAGGAGCUGAGAGUAGGGAUUCUUAAUAAAUUAUUAUACUUCAAAUUGUUGAAGAAAAAUAGAAAUUGUUGGAAUGAAAAAUUAUAGUUGCAAGGUGAAGGUGUUUUUCAGGAAUUGAUAUUUUUACUUCAAGUUUUGAUUAAAAAGUAUCUUGUUUUGUAGCUGAAAAAAUGUCUAGUCUCAAAAGAAUUCCAGGUGACCUUUCCCCAAUAUCAAACGUUGAUAGUCUGAAGGAGAUCUCUGCAUGUAUUGUUGCAGCUGUAUAUUCUUGCUCCUCUUGUAUGAAAGGUAACCCUGUUGACUCUGUAGAUUGUUCAUCUUUGUCUAUAAUGUAAAUCAGCAUAAUCUUCUAAAUGAUUCCCAUUUUAGUCAUGGUAUUUGGAAGAGUAGAGAAUAAACCUUUGCACAUUUUCAUUGUUUUCUUUAUUGUUUUAUGGUUAGGGAGCUAUAUAUAAUGGAGUUAUAACCAAUAGAUGGCUAUUGAGCUUUAGUUUAUGCAAGAAGUGUAUAUCUGGCCUUUGGGAGAAAUUCUGUUCAGGUUUUGUCAGUAAAUUACCAUCCACUAUCAUUUUGGUAAGGAAUUGGAAAUCCAUAAAUGUAAGUAAUUGUUUUUGUUGUUGCAGAUAAUGUCAGCUCUGGUUGCAGCUGCGUCAAUAACACGCACCAGAGCUCACUCACUCACUCAUUUCCAUUGAUCAUGCUGGUCACUGUUUUACAUAGUUUUCAGCAAUCUACGCAAUAUUUGAUCUUAUUUCCCUUGUCUGUAUUUGUAAUGCUAAAUCAUAGUAAUAAUACCUUUUGUUUUAUCGUGAAGUCCUUCCCAUUCAUCAUAUUGUGAGUCCUUGAGGGUCAUCUGUGUAACCUAGAUGUAUAUGUUUAUGUAGGCUGUUAUACACAGGACUUACUGCGAUAUACUGUCACUGAUUGGAAGGAUGUAAUAAAAUCUUAUGUGGUCGGA